UAAAUCAUAAUGAGUAUAAGCAAUGAGAACCGAACAAAUUUUUUAUAGAUAUCACCGCAGUUGCGACACGUGCAACAUAUUGAGAAUAGACCUGUAUUAUAAAAGCAAAUUCAGAUUAAGCUUAAACCGGAUUGAGCGAUUAUCAAAUGGGGGACUAAUGAUUUAUAUAAAAUGUUGGUCGUUUAUAUGAAGUGGGUCAGGUAUAUUACCUUAAUUAGAUAUGAAGUCCUUAAGUUAAAAUGGAAAGAGAUUUGUAUAAUGAGAAGUUAAAUCAUAACCGGAAAUUAACAUAGUUAGGAAGAGAUAAUGAUGUGAUUUUCAAAUUAAAAAUGGAAUAUAAUUAGUAUAUAGGUUGUCAGGAAAUGAUGAGCACUACGACUAGCUAGCCUGCUCGCAUUAAAUGCUGAAGAUAUUAUCUGGAUUCACCUUCUACAUAUAUGUGUAAGUAUCUCCGGUUAUGUGGAGGAGAAUUCGCUAUAAAUACAUGCUUCCUCUAUAAGAUUUAUCACAACCUAAAAACAAAUACUCCGGCUCCAAAGUGAAAAGGAAGAUCAAGUCGAAAAGAAAGCCAGAAGCUCAAGUCUUACAGGGACCACCCAAAAAGGUAAAUUCUGGUUUUAUAUAUAAAAUCGUAGAUUUCCUUUCUUGUUAUAAACGGGACCACAAUAUUAGGUCAUCUUUACAAAUCCAUACGAAUUAAACAUUAUAGGAUUGUACGAUAUACUACUAUAUUUAAUGUUCGACUCUUUGAUGUUAUAUAUUAGUAUGUGGGUUUCCUGAUUUGUUAAAUGUACUUGCUCUAUACGUUUACGCAGAUGGGUCGUCUUGUUCGUGUUUUACGAGGUGAGUGGUCAAAAUCUGAGGAAGGGUUUUGGAGGUUCGACGGUGAUCCUGGAGAUAUGGAACAGUACGUUCUUGUCAAGCAAAACGAACCAAUAAAUUCCUUGAUCGGCCUAGUACGCGAGGAAUUUAUGCUUACCCCACAUACGCCGUUGUUAUUGACUUAUCAGCUUCCGCCAUGGAUGCUCAUGCCUGACGGCCCUAGAGCCGCUCCAUUGAACAUUGUAUGUUCUGGUGACGUUGAAAUGAUGAUGAGUGUCCAUGAGUGGACAAGUGAAGUCAAUCUGUGUGUCACGUACGGUGCAGAAGCCGUCGCAAGAUAUGGUUUCCUCUGCAGGACUCCUUUCAGGUUCGGACAGAGGUCUUACCUAGGCCACGGAGUAAGCGAGGAGCAGCACCUGGCGGCUAUCAAUGGACUUAUAGGGAGGGAUCCUUUCGUAUGCAGCGAGACUGUUAUGCGAGAGAUAUUCAGGGAGGAUGAGAUGGUCAUCUUAUAUCGAGUAUCUUUUGAGGUUGAAAAGGCCCGUAGAAGCCUCGAUUUGAAUGCACACCCACCACCGGAGGAAGUGGUAGUUGAUAUGAGUAUGAGUGAUGAUGGGGUUGUCCCGGAGGUUGGAAGACGUGGAAAUGCGCAGCAGCAUAUAGGGCGUAGUAAUGAAAUGGAAGGUAUGUAGAGCUAUGCUAAAUGUGUUAUAUCCGGAUAAAAUAGUAUAAUAAUCACUGCACUAUAACCGGAUGUAUUAUAAAGUUGAAUACUUAAUAACUGCAAACUAUGUGCGAACAGGGUUAGAGACCGCUAGGAUUGGAUCUCCAGUGGGUCCCCUUAACCCAUCUCCUAGUAUAUUUCGUCAGGCAUUCGCAGAUGAUGGUUUCCCUAGAGAGCAUCAGACCUAUAUACCUAAUUGGGGAGAGGUUGGAGUUGGUCCUGGGUACUGGGAAAACAUGCUAGGUGAAGGUUACGUUUUGCCAAGCUCAAGUGGUAUGAAUGUCCGUGCAAAUGUCAAUGUUAACAGCGUCGGCGAAGGUCUUAAUAUUUCGGUGGCAUCUCCACCGGCGAGACCCACAUAUAUUGUUGAUAUUGAAGGAUCUUCAACAGGCUCUUCAUCUGAUGCAGCGGUUAACAAAAAUGCAGGUAUUGUGGCAUAAGAGUAUGGUUGUAAAUAGUUGGAAGAACAUGUAUUGUUAAAAUAUAUACCACUUUGCAAAUAGUAUGUAUUACCGGCUUUAUUCCGUAAUAACGGUUAUAUAAAGAAAUAUCCCGAUAUUUAUAAUAAACAUAGAUGACACAACCGAGUCCUUUUCCAUUUGUUUGUAGGUCUGGCACCAAGGGAGUGUGGUGUGAGGGAAACAAACGAAAUGCCAAACGUGCAUAUAAUCGACGAGGACCCUUUACCUGCAUAUGGUCGGGCUGAGCCAGAGAAUAUGGUUUACGAGGUGCCCGUCAUCAACGUUGUUGAAGAUGACACUUCUCGCAUCGACAUUGAAGAUACAAGCUCUGAAAUCGCCGGAGGGAAUGGUGGGUUUGAACCUUUGCCCUAAAGAAAAUGAACUAGGGUCGUGAACUUUUUGUGUGAAAUAUUUGGUUAUGUUUGUUUGUUGUGGUUAAUCGGCGGGGGCGAAAA
Molecule: messenger RNA, 2462 nt
Organism: Brassica napus (rape)
Lineage: Eukaryota; Viridiplantae; Streptophyta; Magnoliopsida; Brassicales; Brassicaceae
Exons: 2
Coding region: 789-1514 (241 amino acids)
Source: RefSeq, a predicted model, not a curated record